Molecule: messenger RNA, 1297 nt
Organism: Nematostella vectensis (starlet sea anemone)
Lineage: Eukaryota; Metazoa; Cnidaria; Anthozoa; Actiniaria; Edwardsiidae
Product: retinol dehydrogenase 8
Exons: 3
Coding region: 204-1070 (288 amino acids)
Molecular function (GO): oxidoreductase activity
Source: RefSeq, a predicted model, not a curated record
AAUUUAUUACACAAAAAGUCGAAAAAACUAACCAUUUUUUGCAUUCCAAUUGAUUAAGAUGUUUAGUUAACAUUUCUCUGUUGUCAUAUGUUUAUCCGCUAAUUUAUUGGUUUCCCGUCAUAGACAUCAGGUCAUUGUGUGACUCUUUCGAUGAGUGAUUCCGUGACAGGCUUGCGUAAAAAUACUGUAAGGAGUUUGGAGAUAUGGCUGCGCCAACAGUCGUUCUUAUCACCGGUUGUUCCACCGGCAUUGGCCUUGCUGCGGCCCUGUUACUUGCUAAAGAUGAUGGAAGACGUUUCAAAGUCUACGCGACUAUGAGAAACCUAGAGAAACGCGGAAUUCUUGAAGAAGCAGCACGGCGACAACUCGGAGAUACUUUGAUCGUGAAACAACUCGAUGUCACUUCGGACGAAUCGGUCACUGAAGUACUACAGUCUAUAUACAGUGCAGAGAGGAGAAUAGACGUGUUAGUGAACAAUGCAGGCGUGGGACUGAUUGGUGUUCUUGAGACUCACACCAUGUCUCUUGUCAGAGAGAUGUUCAAUGUUAACUUCUUUGGAGUUGUUCGGCUAACCAAGGCUGUUAUACCCAAGAUGAAAGAGAACCACAGCGGCCAUAUCAUUAACAUCACUAGUAUAGGUGGCAUCCGUGGCGUACCUUUCAAUGCAAUAUAUUGCUCUUCAAAGUUUGCUGUUGAGGGGAUGGCAGAAUCUCUGGCCCCACUGCUAAGAAAGUUUAAUGUGAAAAUUACCAAUGUGGAGCCAGGACCUGUCAAAACAGCGUUUGUUGCAAAUUCCACAGAAAUGGCACCUGUUUAUGAUGAUGAGGGUGUUGACGAAGAGACAAAGCAACUUUUGGAAAAUGCCAAAACAAAAAUGAUGAGUGCAUUUGCAACUGUGGCCCAGUCCCCUGAAGAAAUAGCUCAGUGUAUUCUUGAUAUAAUCCUUAUGGAGAAGUGUCCUCUUCGAUAUCAAACAAAUAAGAACUAUGCCAAUGUAGUAAGCUCUAAGCUAGUAGAUCCUAGUGGCGAUGCUGAAGUUGAUGCAAUGUUUACACGCUUUUUCUCAUGAGGUCUAUAUCCAAAUGAUUUGUGUGUUUUUAUGGAUCAUUAGCUUUGUAUAGAAAUUAUAUUGAUGGUAUUGAUUAGACAUUAUGGUGAUAGUGUAUGUGUUGUAUUGAGGAGUGUUACUUGUACUAGUAGGUAGGUUAGCCAAGUAAUUGUGUUUUUCCUUUUUCAACUUUGUAUAGAAAUUAUGUUGAUGUUUUUUAUCAUAUAUUAAAAAAAUAUUAAUAUAUA